Eucalyptus grandis is the source of this 1757-nucleotide messenger RNA. Its product is annotated as protein S-acyltransferase 10. The transcript is spliced from 10 exons. The record is from RefSeq and is a predicted model, not a curated record. The coding region runs from base 289 to 1161 and encodes 290 amino acids. Gene Ontology annotation, molecular function: protein-cysteine S-palmitoyltransferase activity. NCBI's taxonomy places the organism in Eukaryota, Viridiplantae, Streptophyta, Magnoliopsida, Myrtales, Myrtaceae. Gene Ontology annotation, cellular component: endoplasmic reticulum; Golgi apparatus. Gene Ontology annotation, biological process: protein targeting to membrane; peptidyl-L-cysteine S-palmitoylation.
AAAAAAAGGAGUCUCUCCUUUCCCUGGGAAGAUCGCGCCCCGUCUUCUUCAAUCCGCCCUACCAACUUGUCCGAACCUCUCUCUCUCUCUCUCUCUCUCUCUCUAGCGUUCUCGAGUCCGGCGUCAUUCGGUCGGAACUCCGUCCGUUCGCCGCCUCUGUGCGGCGAUCUCCUCCUGGCGGUUCCGGCGAGAAGCCUGCUUGCGUGGGGAAUCCGGUCGGCGAGCUCGAUCGCGUCGCGCGGGGCCCCCCGGCUUCUGGAUGAAAUCCGAGGACCCCCGCCGAUCCCGAUGGUGGAUUUGUGCUGCCCCCUCCGAGGCGCGUGCGAGCGGUGCUAUAUCUGGUUCCCCUGCCUCGCCGAUCCCGCUCGGAGGUCGUCGUUGCUGUUGAAGGUGGCGCUGGUGGUGCUGCAUCUUGUCUACGCGGGCGUCGUCUUUCUGUUUGAUAGGGAUUUGAUAGAGAAAGCACGGAAGGAGCCCUGGUAUAUUGCUUUAUAUCUACUUCUCUUUGUGGCAACUUUGAUUCAGUACUUCGUGACAGCUUGCUCUUCUCCUGGAUAUGUUCUUGAUGUGAUGAGAGCUGUCAAUGAAGCAAAUGCCAUGUUCACAAGUCGCUUCAAGCAAAGACAAACUGCUUCUAGCAAAAAUGGGGGCUUUGUAGUUUCAUCGGAUGGUGAUCAGUUGGGGAGAAAUUUGUUAGGAAGUAAUUCCACAUCUUGGUCAAAGAUGGUGAUGGACUUGUAUCCCCUCGGGAUGUCUACAAGAACUUUAACUUGUUCCUACUGUAAUGUUGAGCAGCCACCACGAGCAAAGCAUUGUCAUGAUUGUGAUAGGUGUGUUCUUCAGUUUGAUCACCAUUGUGUCUGGCUAGGAACCUGCAUUGGGCAGGGAAAUCAUUGUCGAUUUUGGUGGUAUAUUUGCGAAGAGACUGCAUUAUGCAUUUGGACUGUGAUCUUGUACAUUACAUACUUGACAGCUGACAUAUCAAGGGCUUGGUGGAAGGAUGCAGUCAUGAUCUUGCUGUUGAUUUUUCUGUCAAUUUCCUUGAUUUUCUUGUUCCUCCUGUUGCUCUUCCAUAGAUCUGUCUCUCUGGUGUCAAGUGCUACAUCUAAGUUCCAAUGUGAAAGGUCAGUAGGGCUGCCUUCUUCCUGCUGUCUUGACUAGCAGGCCACUUAACUCCCAUAUGAGAUUGCUCUUCCCAAUGGCUGUGGGAUUGAACACCUGGUCUUUUGAACUCUACUUACUCUACGAAAGAACAUGAAUAUACAGUGACGAAAACUUCCUAGAGGUGGACAUCCUAGAGGUAGGGAUUUUCAGUUUUUAUCUUACUUAGUGAGCCUGGGUAGAUCAAGGCUCCAGUAGACUGCAGUUUGGUUGGCUUUGUUCUGGGCUGAAGUGCUAAUCUUCAGUAUGGAGAAAUAAGGGAGGGAGGGAGAAUUGUCAAGGGAGGGAGAAAGGGACCCUCGGCUAAUUUUAGAAAUUAGUCGAUAUAGUUGAACUGUAAUAAAAAUUGUCACAAAGCGAUUGCUUUAAAUUUCUUUCGAUAUGACUUGCUGGGGGGAGAGAGGGUCCCUCGGCUAAUUUGAGAAAUUAGCGAAUAUAGCUGGACUGUAAGGAAAAUUGUCACAAAGUGAUUGCUUUAAAAUUCUUUCAAUAUGAUUUGCUGGGUUAUGUGUUUUUGAAAGGUUUUGGUCUUAAUGUUUAUGCUCUUUUGUUUGUUUAAGCAUUGAUUAGAGAUUGCCACUCUUAUUUCAUUUUCA